UAAUGCAUUCAAGAAUACUUGGGUAAAUGUAAGAAAGUUUUGUAUUGAAACGUAUUCAGUAUUCAGAAAGUGACCAUUAGAUGUUAAAAGGGUUUUAAGAGCAUAGUGCAUUUCGACACACGUCUACAAGCAAACAUGCUUAAACCACAGGUGUGGCAAUCCACCUUACUGUUUACAUAUAGAGGAGGCAUUGAUCUACUGUGGGAAAGGAAUUAUUCUCAACAGAAGCAAGUGACUUAAAAAACAAGACUGGAAUAUGCUUGGAGGAGGACAGUUUGGACGAUUUGUUUUAAUCGGUGGCUUGACAUUUCUUCUGGAUCCCAGGCAGGAAUAAUUCAUCAGGAAUAAGGAAUUGUGCUGCCCCUUACAGCAGCGUUUCUGCUCUAGAAAACGCCCGGCUCCGUCGGAAAAGCAUCGCCACCGGGAAACAGCCAAGCAUGGAGAUCCCACCCACCGCCCCCCCUCAACCCUUCCGACAAUCCAGUUUCCUUGGCAGAAGACUGAAGGGGUCCAUCAAGCGGGCCAAGAGUCAGCCGAAACUGGACCGAACCAGCAGCUUCCGUCACAUGAUCCUCCCUCGAUUCCGCAGCGCCGACCAGGACCGGACUCGUCUGAUGCAGAGCUUCAAAGAGUCACACUCCCAUGAGUCUUUGCUGUCUCCCAGCAGUGCAGCUGAGGCCCUGGAUUUGACACUAGAUGAAGACACCGUCAUCAAACCAGUUCACUCCAGUAUACUGGGACAGGAGUACUGUUUCGAGGUGACAACUGCUUCAGGAACAAAGUGUUUUGCCUGUCGGUCGGCUGCGGAGCGAGACAAAUGGAUAGAGAAUUUACAGAGAGCUGUCAAACCCAACAAAGACAACAGUCGACGCGUCGACAACGUUCUGAAGCUGUGGAUCAUAGAGGCUAGGGAACUCCCACCCAAAAAGCGCUAUUAUUGUGAACUGUGUCUGGAUGACAUGCUGUACGCCCGCACCACCAGCAAACCCCGGACCGAUACUGUCUUCUGGGGCGAGCACUUUGAGUUCAACAACCUGCCAGCUGUCCGCAAUCUCCGCCUUCAUCUUUAUAAAGAGACAGACAAGAAAAGACGAAAGGAGAAAAGCACAUACUUAGGCUUGGUCAGCAUCCCCAUUUCCAGCAUCACCGGUCGCCAGUUUGUAGAGCAAUGGUACCCCGUCAUUCAGCCCAGUGCCCUGACCAAGGGUGGAGGUGUGGGAGGGGGCAAAAUCAUCAACGCCUCCCUGCGUCUCAAGUCACGCUUUCAGACGAUGAGCAUCUUACCGAUGGAGCUCUAUAAAGAGUUUGCAGAGUACGUCACCAACAACUACAGAACGUUAUGUGCCGUCCUGGAGCCGCUGUUGAGCGUGAAGAGCAAAGAGGAGGUGGCGUGUGCGCUGGUGCACAUCCUGCAGAGCACGGGGAAGGCAAAGGACUUUCUUUCAGACAUGGCAAUGUGCGAGGUGGACCGAUUCAUUGAUCGAGAGCACCUUAUCUUCAGAGAGAACACAUUGGCCACCAAAGCCAUAGAAGAGUACCUCAAACUCAUCGGACACAAGUACCUCAAAGAUGUUUUAGGUGAUUUUAUCAGAGCUUUGUAUGAGUCAGAGGAGAACUGUGAAGUCGACCCCAUGAGAACUCCACCAUCUAUACUGCCCGAACAUCAAGCCAACCUCCGGAUGUGCUGUGAACUUGCACUCUGCAAAAUCGUCAACUCUCAUUGUGCUUUUCCCAGAGAACUGAAGGAGGUCUUCGCCUCCUGGCGCGUCCGAUGCGCAGAGAGGGGGAGAGAAGACAUCGCUGAUCGUCUGAUCAGCGGUUCGCUUUUCCUGCGCUUCCUGUGUCCGGCCGUCAUGUCUCCAUCCUUAUUCAACCUGACGCAGGAAUAUCCCGACGAGCAGACGUCACGCACGCUAACCCUCAUAGCCAAAGUCGUGCAGAACCUAGCAAACUUCUCAAAGUUUGGCAAUAAGGAGGAGUACAUGUGCUUUAUGAAUGAGUUUUUAGAGAUGGAGUGGGGAUCCAUGCAGCAGUUCCUGUACGAGAUCUCCAAUCUAGAUAGCGUGAGUAACGCUGGCGGUUUCGAGGGCUAUAUCGACUUGGGACGCGAGCUGUCAAUCUUGCACAGUCUUCUAUGGGAAGUUAUGGCACAGCUAAGUAAGGAUGCUAUCAUUAAACUUGGUCCAUUGCCCCGCCUACUGAAUGACAUCAGCAUGGCUCUUCGUAACCCUCAUCUCCAGAGGCAGCCCAGCCAUCAGACAGACAGACAGCCUCCAGAGAGACAGACAGAAAGAUUGCUCUCCAGACCCAGCUUUAACAGGGGCGUCUCAUCCGAGUUCCAGAACCUUUUGAUGAGAGACCUCAACAGUUCAAUAGAGAUCACUCGCCUGCCCUCUCCAACCUCUGCCAUGUCCAGCGGCGGAGCUCCCCCACCUCGGGCUGGAAUGGGGGGGUUCGCGGAUCGAGAUCAUCCUCACCGAGCCUCAUCUAAAGAUGUUUUCUAUGUCGCCCGUCCCCCGUUGGCCCGGUCUAGUCCCGCGUACUGUACUAGCAGUUCUGAUAUUACCGAUCCAGACCCAAAGGACUCCAGAAUGAACAGCGUCUCUAACCUGAAGUCUAUGGGGGACAUGCUCAACUCUUCCCAGGCCUCGAUUGCCGGCCUCGCCAGCUACGGUGGGCUCGCGGGCUUGGGAGGGGGCCUCGGAGGUCAGCUGCGCGCCGGAGGGCGGAUGUCGGCCGGGUCCGGGGGCUCCAGCAUGUCCGGGGGUCUGAGAUUGAGCCAGCUGAGCCAGAUGGGAACCACCAGUGAAUCGUUGCAGCAGCAGGCCGCCGCUCUUCGCUACCCCCUCUCCUUCCAGAACCCCCUGUUUCACCUCGCCGCCGACGGGCCGCAGCUUCAUCACCAGCACAGUCGAGCUCAACCGCCUCCACCUCUACUUCUGGCCCCCGAACCAGACUCCUCUCACCCCGCUUACUUGCCGCAGUUCGCUCACGGCGGCUUCUCCCGGAGCGAAGACCUUUCCACCCUCAGACCCGGACCUCACCUGGGUCAGCCGAGCAUCAUUCACUCGCACAGCUACAGCGACGACUACACUCGCCAAAACCAGAGCGACUACGGGCGACGGCAACUCUCCAUGCACAACCAGGAUCAGCAGCAGAUGGCAGGCAUGACGUCACAAACCGGCACGUCUCAUUCGUCUCUCGCCACGCCUCCUACCACCGUUCAGCCUGUCCGUCAGAGCUCCAUGGCUCCUCCAACACAACGAAUGAAAUCGCAACCCUCGCAUCAGCUUUCCGUGAGUUCUGCCGCCGUCCCCGCGGCCAAGUCAAGGCCACAGAGCGGGAACCUGCUGCAGUCUCCAGAGUCCAGCUUCGGAGGCCGGCAGCAGGGGCCCCGGCAGCAGCUGUCCGUGAAGGACAGCACCCCCCCUGGCCUACCGCAUCAGCAGAGCUCCACCAGAGAGAGCCAGGGGUCCCAGGGAUCACAGGGUGGAACUCCGCAGUCCACGCAGCAAUCCAAAUCACAUCAGGAACGACAGCAGGUUCAGCAACAGCAUCUUCUCAAGCCCACCAUGAGCAAACAGGGUUCUUCCCAAUCUCCAUCCACUCUCAACCCCCUGACCCCUGCCUCCGAGCGGACGGUCGCCUGGGUGUCCAACAUGCCCCAUCUUUCUGCUGACAUCGAGAGUUCUCGUAUCGACAGAGAAGAGUUCAAGCUGAAGGAGUAUUCCAAGAGCAUGGAUGAGUCCCGUCUGGACAGGGUGCGGGAGUACGAGGAGGAGAUCAACUCCCUGAAGGAGCGUUUGAUGAUGUCACAUCGUAAACUAGAGGAUUACGAGAAGAGGCUGUUAUCUCAGGAACAGCAGACCAAUAAGAUGCUCCUGCAGUAUCAGAGCCGGCUGGACCAUAGUGAAAGACGCUUGAGACAACAGCAGAUGGAGAAAGACAACCAGAUUAAAGGAAUUAUUGACAGGCUCAUGGCUGUGGAGGAUGAGUUGAGGGGAGGGGUAGUACCUGAGCUCAAACCCAGGAUGUUCGCAGACCAGGAAAAGCAGCUUUCCUCCUUGGGUUCAGCAGACCCCCGUGUGAGUUUCGGAAGAGAAAUGACCAGCGCCUUUGGAGCCUCGCCUUCGGAAAAUUUCUCCGCCCAGUCCCCCGAGAACGGAUUCUUGUAUGUCCCGUUAGCGCCCCCUCCUCGUUAUCUCUGUGGCAACCAAAAAUCAUCCUCAGUGAUGGCCGCUGUGCCAACUGGGAUGCUGAAACUACAUCAAAGGAAAGGGGCAAGAUCGGAGGGGGAGCAGGUCAAUAACAACACUGACCAAAUCAGAUGGAAAAAGUCAAAUCUAUCGUUCCCCUCUACGUUUCAGCUGUAAAGAUAAAGCCUCAGACAUUUUUGUUUGUUUUUUAGACUAUGGACAAUGGGAGGCAGGACGCAUCAUUGCUUGCACCAUCCAAAUCGAAAGGGCUCUCCAUUGGAUCUGAUAUUAUUUUAAUAUUAUGUUUUCUUUGGAUUAAACAUCAAAAGCCCCGUCACACACCACAGGUCAUCCAAACCAUUGGAAUCUUUAUUGAAAUAAUGGGAAUGGCGGGCGAAAAACGAUACAAUAUGUGUACAAAGACUUAAAUUGGACCUGCGAAAAUGCCAGCUUUGUCGUUGGAGACUUUGUUAUGUCGCCUGGCUUCUCUAGUGCCUUUCUGUAUCUUCUGACAGGGUUUUCAAAUGAACAUGAGAAAAAAAAGACGACAGGAGUGGUUGCGUUGAUGCAGGUUGAUGUUUUCAUCUGCCUCACUGUAAUGCUAUGGAGGAACCCUGGAGGAAGCGGAUGUGUUGUUGUGGACAUUUUGACAGGUGUGCAAAGUGCUCGUGGUCUUCGAAUUUCCACACUAGACUGAACUUGUGCAAUGUUUUCUCUUCUCAAACUCAGAACCUAUGUGUAUUUAACUGGUGCUAUGAAAUCUCAAAGCAUUGCUGUUCGUCACAUAACCACCUUUCAACUGUCAUCGUCCUAACUGUCCAUAUUUGUCUUUGUCUUCCCUUUUCAUUUCCCUGCAGGCCGUUUUCCAAUCCGGUGGGUGUGGGAUUUCGUUAAAAGCGUGAGGUGAUCUCUGUCAGGGGAAACACUUUUGUCUUUUUACCAAAUCGACAUGCUAGGCCAGAACGCAGAUGUGGUUGUGAGUUUAAUUUGAUGUGAUUUCCUCGAUUAAGGGUCCAGGCCGGAUGCAAAGAAAGCUGAUAUUUAAAGCAAAUAAGCAGCACCUUGUGUGUGCUUUCGUGUUUUUAUUUUUGUCUCAGACAACAGUUUAAAGUCAACAUGAAAUGUAUUUGAUUUUCUUAACGUGACGUGUUUUCAAGUGAAACCGGUAUAUUCAAUGAAAACAAUACAAUUGAUUUCAUCUGCAAGUAACUGAUGGGAAGUUGCAAUCCGUAAUUUCUGCCUCCGUGUCAAAAUCUCAGAUUAAAACUUGAUGGUUACUUUAUGUUUGCAUCUUUAUGUAGGUUAAGGUCAAAUAAUCUCAAACUGACGUUUCUGCAAAACACCUGUUAUCUAAAAAAUUAUGAAUAUUAUUUUCUUACUAUUGUGAAUUGAAUAAGGAAUUGACAAAGUUUUCCACAAUAAUAUUUUACGUACUUGCUCAGUAAUUUAUAUUUGUUUGUUUUUACCCAAAAACGUUACAGAUUGCAGCCAUACCAGUAAACCAAUUUGUAUUCUGAUGAUUGGAGGGGAGGCUGUGAAAUAAACAUCAACUGGAUAUUUUUUAGAAGAACAAAAUUUUAACAAAAUAUCUUUUUUUAAAGGAUUUUUUUUUAUUUCAUGUUGACUUUAAAGUAUCUCAAGUAGCUCGAGUAGUAUUUUUAAAGUAGCGUGUUUUGGCAUUAAAUGAUCAUUUAGGAAACAUUAUGGUGCGUAAAAGAAUCCGAUCAUAUGUACUGUACAGAAGUAACGCUAGCUAUAAUUCCUCAUCACUGCCAUCUAAUACCGAUUGUAUUUCUCAUUCUUCACUACAGUUUUUGUUACAGUUUUUAUAUUUUUGUUGCCAUGAAGGCAUUCUCACAGCUAAGCUGAUCAUUCAUUUGUAAACGAAUUCAUCGCUUUGGUUACGCUGAUGAAAACAUUGUAAACUAAAUUCUAAAUGUAACAAAGCUACACGACACACCAAGCCUAGACAAAAGCGCUAGUCAAUAUGUAAAAUAGUAACUGCACAAUACAAAUACGGAGCUGUACUGUAAUAUGUUUGCGAAGGCGCGAGAGGAGAAUGGACUGAUUGCCAUUUUAGCUUUUAAGAGCUUCGAGGGCUAUACUUACGUCACUUCUGCUCCAUUUAGUAAUAAAUUUGUUUGUGUCCCAAAAAGCGGUUGAAAAAAAUGGGAUGGCAGGGUUAUCGGCUGAAAAUGUGCCAUGAAAUGAAUAUACCUCAUACGAAGAAUCGAACGACUCAGGUAAACUCUCAAUUGCCUCACAGUUUAAUGCAAACUGGAACGAAUAAAAUAACAUUUUACGUUCGACUGCCUGUUGGUAGUUAGUCCAUCUCUUCUCCGAGUUCAAUAACAGUGAUUGGUUAGUAGCUCAUCAAGCUCCACUUUCUUUGUAUGCCCUUCAUCUCCAGCCAAUCACAAAGCUUCGUGGAGGACAAUCUGGAACCUAAUUGGAGGCCUCACCUAGGACACUCGUCUGGUUGGUCAGGUUUUAAUUCGAGGGCGCUGUCGCGUGACUCGGUUGGUUGACGGAGGGCGAA
Messenger RNA from Triplophysa dalaica, 6735 nucleotides. RefSeq names its product synaptic Ras GTPase activating protein 1b (gene syngap1b). The coding region runs from base 438 to 4373 and encodes 1311 amino acids. Gene Ontology annotation, biological process: regulation of GTPase activity. The transcript is spliced from 19 exons. NCBI's taxonomy places the organism in Eukaryota, Metazoa, Chordata, Actinopteri, Cypriniformes, Nemacheilidae. The record is from RefSeq and is a predicted model, not a curated record.